AUCCCAUACAUUCUAACCAUUGUCCCCGCAGUCCGCCCUGCUGAGUGAUCAUAAGGUGAAGUGCGCAGUGAGCCCAAAUUUACAUGUGGUAUGAGUGGCCUAAACAGAAUCUAAUUAUUCUGAUCAUUCAAGACCAAAAUGAACUCUGCUUGCUGGAUAGUCAGCUCUUGUACAAGGACCAGACUGUGUCACGGACAAAGGGUUUUUAUUGAACAAAGGCGUUGGUUUAGAAAAGUUUCAAGAAAGACUGAAAGAGCCGAAACGGAGGCUUGGAGGCACAAUGGGUCACGAAAUCCCAUUGCAGAAUCUGCUCACUUUUCUCGUAUCCGCAUACUGAAAAAGAUGUACAAACCUUUUCUAUUCACUGUUGGGUUUUCAGGUUGUUCUUUUGGAGCUGCUGCAAUCUGGCAAUAUGAGUCCUUAAAAAAUCGAAUGAAGAAUUAUCUAGAUGACGUUCGAGCAGACUGGCUGGAAAAGCUACGUCCAGCCAAACAUGGGGACUUCAGAAAGCAGGUGAAUGAGUGGUACAACAGUCUGAAUGAUGGACAGAAGACUGUGUCAGGAAUAAUUGCAGCUAACCUUCUUGUAUUCUGUCUUUGGAGAGUACCCAACAUACAGCGAACAAUGUUUCGAUACUUUACUUCCAACCCUGCAUCUCAGAAUCUCUGCUUUCCCAUGAUUCUUUCCACGUUUAGCCAUUUCUCUCUGUUCCAUAUGGCUGCAAAUAUGUAUGUAUUAUGGACAUUUUCAUCCAGUAUUGUUUCUAUUCUGGGCCAGGAGCAAUUUUUGGCACUGUACAUGUCAGCAGGAGUUGUGUCUACAUUUGCAAGCUAUGUGUGCAAAGCAGGCACUGGACGCUUUGGCCCAUCCCUUGGUGCUGUAGUCUGGAGCAAUCAUGACAAUCCUUGCCAUGGUGUGUACCAAGAUGCCGGAAGCCAAACUUGCCCUCAUUUUCCUACCUAUGUUUACAUUUACAGCAGGAAAUGGGAGGAGAGUGUCCGCCCAUUUUAUUCUGCAGGUUUCCUGUCUCUGUACGUCGGAUCCUCCUCUCUCCGGUGGUGCUGUCAUGGGCUCUGUAAACUCAAAUUACCGGCUCUCAAGGUUAUCCUUGCUUUGGAUUCUAUGGGUUUGGUACUGGGCUGGAAGUUUUUUGAUCAUGCAGCUCAUCUUGGAGGAGCACUUUUUGGAAUCUGGUAUGCCUUGUACGGACAUGAGCUUAUCUGGAAAAAGAGAGAACCUUUAGUGAAAAUUUGGCAUGAGUUCCGAAGUAAUCCCCCAAGAAGUGGAGGAUCAUGACAUCCAAAGGCAUCAGAGCAACAGUGUGGCCAAGAUGACUACAUGGUGUCUCCAGUACUAAUCUGGAUAUAUGUUUUCAUUUAUUGCAUUGUAAAUGUUUGUGAUCUGAAUGAAGAGAACAUUUUUGAGGGACUAAUACCUAUUUCCUUGUGCCUUUUAAAACAGCAUUUUUAAACCCACAUUUACUUUUACAUGUUGUUUUUAGAGGUGUUUUUCAGCAUUUUCUUUAUUUAUUUUUUGGACCUGCAUGUGGUGAUGGUGGCAUAGAAACACCACAUCAUGCUAGCUUCUGGCGUCAUAAUAAAUUUGCAAUAAAGGUCAAUAAACACACCAAAACUGCAGAUGGCAAGAGAGCAUGCACUUAUUCAGAUUUAUUUUUUAAAAUGGUAAAAAAAAUGCCAGAGCCA
Molecule: messenger RNA, 1703 nt
Organism: Bufo gargarizans (Asiatic toad)
Lineage: Eukaryota; Metazoa; Chordata; Amphibia; Anura; Bufonidae
Gene: PARL
Product: presenilin associated rhomboid like
Exons: 12
Coding region: 139-1296 (385 amino acids)
Cellular component (GO): membrane
Molecular function (GO): serine-type endopeptidase activity
Source: RefSeq, a predicted model, not a curated record